Hirsutella rhossiliensis is the source of this 714-nucleotide messenger RNA. Its product is annotated as integrase core domain-containing protein. Gene Ontology annotation, molecular function: nucleic acid binding. NCBI's taxonomy places the organism in Eukaryota, Fungi, Ascomycota, Sordariomycetes, Hypocreales, Ophiocordycipitaceae. Gene Ontology annotation, biological process: DNA integration. The coding region runs from base 1 to 714 and encodes 237 amino acids. The record is from RefSeq and is a predicted model, not a curated record. The transcript has 2 exons.
AUGGAAGCGGAAGCAUGUGCAGAGCGUUUUCUAUGGUGCUUCGCCCGCUACCACUGGUGGCCCGACGCUAUAACGAGCGAUAGGGGCUCGAAUUGGGUAGGCCGCUUUUGGAGGCACAUGUGCAAGUUACUGGGGAUCGACCAGCAGCUAAGCACGGCGUACCACCCCCAAACCGACGGAGGCCCUGAGAGGAUGAACCAAGAAGUACAGGCAUACCUCCGCGCCGUGAUUAACCAGAACCAGAACGACUGGGAUAAGUGGGUUCCCGCGGCUCAGAUGGCGUUAAACGGUCGGUUCCUCGUUACGGAAGCAUAUGCGGAAGAGUAUCCUCAGCAUUCGCCAGAAACCAGGGCAAAGAAAUUUGUUACCAAACUACAACAGAUUACGGACCUCUGCCAAGCAUCAAUGGCGACAGCUACGCAGCAACAAGAACGCUUCGCUAACAGACGACGGAACGCGGCAGAACGCUUCGAAGUAGGCGAUAAGGUUUGGCUUGACUUACGGAACUACGCGUCAGAGCGACCUAAGAAGAAGUUCGACUGGCUGCACGCUAAGUAUACGAUAAGCAAGGUACUCGACCCGUACACGGUUGAACUAGCAGACCUCCCGAGGGGCUGCUAUAAUAGGUUCCACGUCGACCAACUCCGGAGAGCGGGGACGGACCCAAUGCCUGGUCAGCAACGCACAGACGCUCAACCCCAUCUAUCCAAGUAG